AUGUUUACAGAUCUUGGACCACAAAGUUCAGCAAAGCAAACUGAACUAAGUAACAGCAGUGACACCAACAGUGACAGCAAAAAAAACUGCUACACCUUAUACACUGUCACAUUCCACUACAGCGAUAGCAACAGCGCCACCACUAACACCAGCAGUAAUAGCAGUAGUGCCACCACCAAUAGCAGCAGCGAUAGCAGAAGUAUCACCACCAACAGCAGCAGGAGCGCUAACACCAACAGCAGUAGCAGUGUCGUCAGCAGCAGCAGCAGCAGCGCCACCACCAACAACAACAGCUACAGCAAAAGCGCAACCAUCAACAACAGCAGCGAUUGUAGCAGCACCACCACUAACAGCAGUUGCAGUGCCUUCAGUAGUAGCAGUGCCUACAGCAGCAGCAGCAGGACUACAACUAAUAGCAGCAAUGAUUGCAGGACCGCUACUACCAACAGCAGUAUCAGUGCCUUUAGCAGAAGCAGUAGUGCCAUCAUAAGCAACAGCAGUGCCAUUAUUAAUAGUAGGAGCAGUAGCAGCAGUGCCAUCCGCAAUAGUAGCAUCAGCAGCACUUCCACCAACAGAAGCAGUGAUAGCAGCAGCACAACAAGCAAUAGCAGCAGUAGUACCAUUACCAACAGUAGUGCCACCACCAACAGCAGUGCCAUUACUAAUAGCAGCAGAGAUAGCAGCAACGCCACCUCAAACAGUAGUAGUAAUAGCAGCAACGCCACCAGCAGCAGCAGUGACAGCAAGAGCGCAACCACCAAUAGCAGCAGUGAUAGUAGCAGUGCCAUCCGCAAUAGCAGCAGCAGCAGCAGCACUAGUACCAACAGUAGCAGCGACAGCAGUAGCACCACUAGCAAUAGUAGCAGCAGUAGUGCCACCACCAACAGUAGCAGCGAUAUGUGGCAGGCGUUAAGGUCCAGUUCUGAUUGGCUAAGCCAUGUUGAAGCUAUUUCACUGUGUGCCAAGUCUACACGGGAGCAGUGGAGCGGUUACUCUGAUGUCAGUAGGCGUCCCUACUGGCAAUUACAUGGUCUUGUUAGUGGUUCAAAGAUGAAACUAACUUUGGCUACGGUACAGUACUUCAAACGAGCAGCUGAGAAUAUUUGA
Copidosoma floridanum is the source of this 1107-nucleotide messenger RNA. RefSeq lists its product as uncharacterized. NCBI's taxonomy places the organism in Eukaryota, Metazoa, Arthropoda, Insecta, Hymenoptera, Encyrtidae. The record is from RefSeq and is a predicted model, not a curated record.